AUGUCGAGCGUCGCCGGAGGCGUGGUUGGGACGACGGCCGUGUUUUCGGGGGCCGGCGGCGGCGCGCCUCUUCACGUUCUCGCGGUGGACGACAGCUCCGUCGACCGCGCCGUCAUCUCCGGCAUCCUUCGCAGCUCUCGGUUCCGUGUGACGGCCGUGGAUAGCGGGAAGAGGGCCCUGGAGCUGCUAGGAUCGGAGCCCAAUGUGAGCAUGAUAAUUACGGAUUACUGGAUGCCGGAGAUGACGGGAUACGAGCUCCUAAAGAAGGUCAAGAUGCUUGGAGGAAGGCGCAGAGGAUUUCCUGAUGAAGCCCGUCCGGCCGUCGGACGUGUCGCGGGUGUUCAACCGGGUGCUCCCAUGAGAAGAGGCGGCGGCGGCAGCGGCGUUGGUGGGGAUGCGGAAAUUGAAGGCCUUAACAACAGUGUUCAUGAUCUCCUUAUAAACAACGCGAGGCAGUUCCGUUUCCCCUCUCUCGCUCGAGGCGAUACACGAGGCAGUUCCUAG
This is a messenger RNA of Triticum turgidum subsp. durum (durum wheat), 504 nucleotides long. The record is from the annotation of a GenBank genome assembly. NCBI's taxonomy places the organism in Eukaryota, Viridiplantae, Streptophyta, Magnoliopsida, Poales, Poaceae.